Dioscorea cayenensis subsp. rotundata (Guinea yam) is the source of this 1393-nucleotide messenger RNA. Its product is annotated as eukaryotic translation initiation factor 2 subunit alpha homolog. Gene Ontology annotation, cellular component: eukaryotic 48S preinitiation complex; multi-eIF complex; eukaryotic translation initiation factor 2 complex. Lineage: Eukaryota; Viridiplantae; Streptophyta; Magnoliopsida; Dioscoreales; Dioscoreaceae. The coding region runs from base 86 to 1126 and encodes 346 amino acids. The transcript is spliced from 6 exons. Gene Ontology annotation, molecular function: translation initiation factor activity; ribosome binding; RNA binding. The record is from RefSeq and is a predicted model, not a curated record.
AAACCCUAGUUCUGGCACCAGAGAACCACAAGCCCUUCUCUCCGACUCCAUUAGCACCAAACCCUAGAAUCCUCGAGCUCCAUCAAUGGCGACGACCAACCACAACACCCCCAACCUAGAGUGCCGGAUGUACGAGGCCAAGUACCCCGAGGUCGACAUGGCCGUCAUGAUCCAGGUGAAGAACAUCGCCGACAUGGGCGCAUACGUCUCCCUCCUCGAGUACAACAACAUUGAGGGCAUGAUCCUCUUCUCCGAGCUCUCCCGCCGCCGUAUCCGCAGCGUUAGCAGUCUCAUCAAGGUUGGCCGCCAGGAGCCUGUCAUGGUUCUCCGUGUUGAUCGCGAGAAGGGCUACAUCGAUCUCUCUAAGCGCCGUGUCUCCGAGGAGGAUAUCCAGGCCUGCGAGGAGCGGUACAAUAAGAGCAAGCUUGUUCAUUCCAUCAUGCGCCAUGUCGCGGAGACCAUGGGCCUUGACCUUGAGGACCUCUAUAUUCAUGUCGGAUGGCCCCUCUACCGCCAGUAUAUCCAUGCUUUUGAGGCGUUCAAGCUGAUUGUCACGGAUCCGGAUUCAGUUUUGGACAAGCUGACGCGGGAAGUGAAGGAAGUAGGGCCUGAUGGGCAGGAGGUGACCAAGGUGGUGCCGGCGAUGACUCCGGAGGUGAAGGAUGCAUUGGUGAAGAACAUCCGGAGGAGGAUGACCCCGCAGCCCCUGAAGAUUCGGGCAGACAUUGAGAUGAAGUGCUUCCAGUUUGAUGGGGUCCUUCACAUUAAGGAAGCUAUGAAGAAGGCAGAAGCAACUGGUAAUGAGGAUUGUCCUGUGAAGAUUAAACUGGUUGCUCCUCCCUUGUAUGUUCUCACCACGCAGACUCUUGACAAGGAACAAGGAAUUUCUGUUCUAAGUAAUGCCAUCAAAGCUUGCACUGAGGCCAUAGAGUCUCACAAGGGAAAACUUCUGGUGAAGGAAGCACCAAGAGCUGUGAGUGAACGAGAUGACAAGCUACUCGCCGAGCAUAUGGCCAAAUUGCGGUCUGCCAACGAAGAAGUCGAUGGAGAUGAAGGCAGCGAAGAAGAGGAAGACACAGGCAUGGGUGAAAUCGAUGUGGAAAACAGCGGCAAUUUGGCCGACUGAAAAUAAAACAACGCGCAAAUCCAUAUAUAUUGAUUCCACCGAUGUCGCAAUCCUCAGAGAGCCAAUGUAUACAACCAAUUAGCAAGUAUUAUUCUACUCCCAAUCUUAGUUUCUGGCUAUUAAAUCACAGAGAAAAUUUUGUUGACCUGUGGUGCUUUUCCUCUCCUCUUUUCAGUAUAAUACUUGUUUCUGAUUUCCAAAAUACUGAGAUUGUUUGCUAUGUUUUUUAAAUCAUUCCUUUGAGAAUCAUAUCAUGAGUUCAUGUUC